UCCCCGUAUGACCGGGCAGCGGCGCUGUUUUCACGGCUGCACAACUCUCUGUAUUUGGUGAAGGACUAUGUUGUAAAAAUCUUUCAAACUAUUUUUCAGCGACACCGUGGCUCCUCUGGUGGUCUGAUCGGUGUUACCGGGCCUCUGUGACUGUCUGUCCCCGAGGACGUGUGUCCAGCCCGGGUUGGACUGUUUCGGCCAGCUGCUGAGCGGUUUUCUGCUCUGACUGGAGGUUUUACUGCCAGCCAAGUUAACGUUAGCUCAACAGCUAAAAGUCACGUCACCUGUGCGGGGUCGAAUUAAAAGUUUCGCAUUUGUUCCGGGACAACCGGGUGAGUUUUAACUACAUGAGGUUAGAAAACUCUGUCUCGACUGUUUUUGUGUGGGCUUCGUAUUUUAUCUCGCUUUCACGCAGCGACAAAUUUUGCGUUAGAGACAGUAGCAAGUGAAGCGUGGCUGCGGGUGAUAAAUGUCGGUCAGACACGCAGUCAUACAUGGAUAAGGUGUUUUUCUGAGGGAAAUGCGGUAGAGAGAAGGAAGCCUCUGUGUUCAGCACUCUGACUCGGCGGCUCUGGGUUUGCUGCUCGCGAGGCCUGCGGGUCAGGCUUCCACCGGGCUUGAGUAGAGCCCGAAGCCGCCAUUGCAGGGUCUAAGGCCGCCAGUCGGUGCCGCCACCGCCGGGCCUGCGGACCAAAGUAUGGAACGGAUGGAGGUGGACCAGUGCGCAGGCGCAGCUGGCGGGGCAGGAGGCGGAGCUCUCCGCAGAUCGAACAGUGCACCGAUGAUCACCAGUGUCAGUGAUGGGAUGACGGUCUUCAGCCCCAUGUCGUCGGCUCGAUACAGGCGCAGCAGUGUGUCCAUCAAUCCCAGCUGCCCUUCACAGCUCGUCCCUCUCUCUCCUUUUUCUCUGACCGGAGACAGACUCGACCAGAAGAGGCAGGAGGAGAACAUGGAGAUAACGCUCAGAGGGAGUCUGCAAAGACUAAGUGCUUCCAGUCUGAUCCCAGUUCCGCCAGUCAGUCAGUGGCAUGACCAAACAUCAACGUGGUUCCAGUCGCAGGACAGUGGCAUCACACCAAACUCCUCCCCAAGUCCAACCAGGAGGUUCAGACCAGCAGUCAGCACCACUAUGCGAUGGCCUGCGUUAACGCCGCUGAAGAGGAAAGGAGGGGUGGAGUCUGACGGACCCCCAAAGAAGCUUUUUGUUGCUGGGGUAACAGAUCCCGCCCACCGCAGCAGCUACACAGUCAGUGUCCCCCAGUCAGCAGCAGACUCUCCUCCUGCAGGAGGGAUCAGUCCUCAGUCCAGCCCUUUGUCUCUCUCUCCUCCCCCCUCUAUCACCCCCUUCACCUCCCAUCAGCACCCCGGACACUAAACCCCAUCCUACAUGCUGCCUCAUCCACCUCUGUGGAUGCAAGCCGGCCACCAGCAACCCUCCCCCUCCAAAAGCCCCGGAGGAGCAUCGGACCUUAUUGCACCUUAUUCCUCUCCCAAUCUGCCAGCAUCACUGUAAGUCCCGCCUCUUCCUGUGGCUGCGUUCGACUGACGGAAGAACCACAGGCUUCUUCUGUCUGUCUGGUGUCCUGCUCUGUGAGUGGGUCUGUUUCUACCCAUCAGCUGUUCCUGUUGGUUGGAUAUUUAAACCCAGUGUCACUCAUCUUAUUUGACAGCCUCUUAAAUGCUUUUCAUUCAGUCCCAGUGGUCCACGUUGGGUUAAUGUUGGUCCAUGUGUCCAGGCAGGAAGGAGUCCCGUUCAGGGGACUGAGUCUGACUGAUCCUCCUCAUCAUAUUACACAAUCUGUUUCAGCAUCAUCGGUGUCCUUCUGACAUCACAAAAAAUUUUGGUCAAACCUUUAGAGAAACACACUGGUUGUGUUGUCAGACACAUCUGGAAAAGGCUUCUGCAGAGAUGUACACAAAUGUGUGUGUGGGUGUACAGAGAAGGGUAAGUGCAGGUGAUGAGCGGCGUGUCAGUGGAGCUGAGCAUCAGACAAGUGGGUGAAUCAGCAUCGGUACAGAGCAACAAAGCAACUGUUUCUGAUACAGUGCACAAGGAUAAAAAAACGGAGCACACAGACGUCUUUGAAUGACGCCUGUUCCAGCCUGAAGAUGGUCACGUUUGUCAGUUGUGUUUCUCUGAGAACUAAAAAAAGGAUGAAAGUGACAAACGUUUUGUUCUGUGGACGUCGCAGCUCAUCUUGGAUCGAUGACCUCUCGAGGGCUGGAGGUCGUGGCUUGGUUCCCAUCCGACCAGUCAGUUGAUGCUGUUUCUGAAGUUCCACCUCUUCUCUGAUCGGUUAUUCAGGGGCUUUGAAGACAUUCUAAUAAAGUCUUGAGUUGUAAUCAGGACAAACGCAGAAGAUAAGAAAAUGUUUUCAGUCUGUUGAUCCGAAUCAAGGAAUUUCAGGAGCAUUUGGUUCCACCUUCAGUGAUCCAGUCGACACCUGCAGGAACUGAACCAGACAGCAAAACCUCUGGCUGGAGUUUCACCUGCUGGAAGUUGAAUAUGUGAACCCACUGACCUUUCUACCGGUAGGGUGUAGAAAUCAUCUGAUUUAUUUAGACAUGGUCCUGAGUGUUCCUGACUGGUGGGUCUGUUACAUUGAGACUAAUCACUUUCCACCACACAGAAGAUGAUGGAUUUGUCAAUAAAACAAAAGGAGAAAUUUACAGAAGCCUGGAUAUCCAAUGAAACACUGUAAAAAAUCUUUGUACAAACCCAAAAACUGUAUGAACGGGGUUAUAGCUUUUGUAAGGCCAAAACUGUUUAUUUUUGUCAGGUAUUUCUGAGCCCAGACCAGCUUUACCUGAGUCAGACGGGAAGGUCAGUCACUGAAGUCUGAGGUUUGUGUUUUAAUGAGAGGUUUCCGUUGUCUGUCGCAAACUCAUAGCUCUGACCGAAUCCUCCUGGAUUCUCCAGAGGAAACGUGCCAAUAUUCAUCCACAGUUUGUUGAACUUUGGACAGUGGCUUCGCUGUGGAGGACGGUGUGAUAAACUGGCUCCUGCUCAGUAGAAGUGUGAAGAAGCCGUGGUUUUCGGCACCACAUCUGUUCGGUAAAAGUGUGUCUCUAUGUGAGUGCAGGCAGUCGGGGCAACUGAUGUGUGCUCAGUUUUCCUCAGCCUGCAGUGUUUGUACAUACUGAAUCUGCAGGAAGCAGCUGUGCUCUUCCUGUGGAGGUGUAUUUAAACUGUAGCUUCUCCAUUUCCCAGUUUGCUCUCUGCUUCUCACCUGAUUGGUCAAAGACAUUUCGAUUAUGGUAGAAAUCCCCACAAAAUGCGACUUCUCCACUUUUACUACUUGCUUUUUCACUGAACCAGUAAUCAUUUGUAUUUCCUGACGUAUCAUAUUUGCUUUUACUGUUGUUUUUCAGAGUUGCAGCCGUUGAUUUUCCAGGUUUAUUCUUGUUUGUACUUCAGACAAAUCCCUUUAGAUGUCCCCUAGUGAUAAUCAUAAACCUGGGCAUUAGAUUAUCAGUUGACUCCUGUGGAUGUUUUUGUUGUCCAAAUAAAGCAGCUGAGAUUAAAACAUGAACUCAUUUGAUGCAAAGCAGUGAAGCAGGUCACUGUUUUACCUGCUGAAUCCUGUUGUGCACCAUCAGCAAAAGACAUGUCUAGGUGGUCCUGAUAGCAUUGUGUCUAGGUGAUCUUGUUUGCUUUGUCAUGGCUGAAUUCCAAACAGAGGCUUGAGCACAUCUGUGGCGCACACGAGAAACUAUCUGGUGAGCACAUCUGUCACUGGAAACUGUCCAGCCUUUGUCUUGUUCUGACAGAAGGCAGUGUAAUAAUUGAAUAAGCGUGAGUUGGCUGGGGCUCGCGUGCCGGUCGCCGUCUGCCCACAGGGUGGCAGGUUCCCCAUUAAGCGCCAGUUCUGGUUCCAACGUUUGCACUUGCACAGUGUUGUACAGUUUUGUACUCUCACUCAUCAUUGUGCCUAAACAUGUCAUCAUAUUUUGGAGGAGCGACAGUCAGGUUGUUUCCUCAGACGUGGAUCGGAUCGUGGUUGGGAGAGACGUUACUAACCACGCCCACAAGACAUUCUUUGUCACCUGACCCGUCACCUGUGAGAUAUGUGUGUACACAGUCCAUAUAAGCUGUUCGACUGAAGUGUCUUUAGUCCCCCUUCCCACCAAAACCCAAACAUGACUUGAUGUGAAGCGGCGCCGGUGCGGCCCGGUCAGCUGUGCCGACGCUGCUGAGGUCAUAAUAGAACUUUCCAAAUGUUUGUUGGAGGCAAAUUUGAUGUUGUAAUUUCCGUUAUCACGACUUUGCACAGCACUAGUUAGACCAUUUAAUCUUCCUUUCUAAUUCAUGACUGGUAACAGUCAUGUGAGAGAUGCUGUUACGUUUUGCUGCGUUUUCUCUCCUUCCUGCUUCAUUCUUGACUUUGUACCUUCUGCCUGACUCUGUCCUGCUUCCGCAGUUGAAGUUGGUAUGAAUCUAGGUUAGUUGCUGCUCAGUGGAAGUGCAGCUUUAAAAUGUUUAACGACGUGCACAGCAGCUCAAGGGGAAGAAUAUUCACAUUGUUAUGCUGGAAAAUCUUGGCAUUAUUGGAGUUAAGGCCCAGUAUCACUUUACAUUUUUGUUCCAAAUGAUGCCGAAGCAAUAACAGAAUUAUAGAAUAACAUACACACAAGAAGAAUUACAUACAUGUAAUGUCAGAUCAAAUUUGUCUUGUACUGACUUUGAGUUUUUCUUCUUUGUCUUUUGUUAAUGUUGUGUUAAAACUACAUUCCCAUAUGGAGAAAAGGUGAUUUAAGAAACUUGAUAAGAUUUUGGUCUAGUAAAGCACUAAACAUCCAGUGAACAUGAUUCCAUCUUUUCAGUGCAAAUUCGAAGUAAACACUGCAACAUACCAGUAUAAAUAAUUGUUGUGUAUCAGCCCCUCGCAUCCCAAAGCCUUAUGACUCAGAAAGCUUUUUAACUUUUUAUGUGGGAAUGUUCUUCCUCAGAAAGUCACUUUGACGCAGAAGCAGGACAGACGUCUCUCAGAGGCGACAGCACGCUGCCAAACAGCUGCACGGACACAAACUGUAGCUUUGAAUUGAUUUUCUGUGUAUUAUUUUACCUUUGCACACUGUUGGUAGGGAUGAGGAGAGAAGCGAGUUUUGUAGCUGGACCGUAGACACCAUGAGGACUCCUCUCUCUGUAGUUAAAUGGUUCUCAUGAUUUUCUUCAAAGAAUGUUGUUAAGCCAAAAAUUCUUCAUCAGAGCAGUUUUGCAAGACAACUCUUUCAAUAGCUGUAAAAUGAGAAGAACAGUAUUCACCUGUGUGCACCUUUAUGUCCUCACUCGGUUUUCUUGUCCUUUAAGUUUAAAGCAUCCAUUCAUGUAGCAGAUUCCCAGAAUCUCAGAGCUCAAAUCGUUGCAAGUCCAAUUUUACUUUAUAAAGUGAUGUGUUUUACCAAGAAACGGAGUAAAUGGGCGUCUCGUUAUAAGGAAAAGAAUGGUUUUGCUAUAACAUGAAAAGGAUCUCGUAAAACCAGAGAGUUCAGAUUCUUCUUUACAAACACAUGGAUUUAAGAUGAUACAAGUUAAAGCUUCCUGUUGGUCGAUGAUCAGUUUCAGGAUAUUUUUUUAUUUUCCUCCAAAAGCUGGUUGAAUUAAUGCUGAGGUCAGAGGAGCACCACUCUGCUCACUGCAAUGGAUGUGAGAAACCAGCCAGCAUUUUUCAGUAUUGAAUAGAGAUUUCACUCUGGUAGAACACUGUCAGCACUAACACUCAAAUGCAAAAGCAGCAGUUGUUGGUCUAGUUGGUUACUUCUCACCUGAAAAUAUCAACACUUAAUAAAGUGGCAGAACCAGUCCUAGGAUAAACGCUGUAUCAGCUCUGAGCCUGGCUCCAUCUCUGUUUCCUGUACUUAGUUUAAGGCUCCCUAGUCAGAGCCAU
This is a messenger RNA of Monopterus albus (swamp eel), 5888 nucleotides long. Its product is annotated as protein FAM122A. Gene Ontology annotation, molecular function: protein serine/threonine phosphatase inhibitor activity. The coding region runs from base 698 to 1375 and encodes 225 amino acids. The transcript has 9 exons. The record is from RefSeq and is a predicted model, not a curated record. NCBI's taxonomy places the organism in Eukaryota, Metazoa, Chordata, Actinopteri, Synbranchiformes, Synbranchidae.